This is a messenger RNA of Sclerotinia borealis F-4128, 2643 nucleotides long. Lineage: Eukaryota; Fungi; Ascomycota; Leotiomycetes; Helotiales; Sclerotiniaceae. The record is from the annotation of a GenBank genome assembly.
AUGACGGAUGCGGAUGCGAAUAGGGAUGAGGAUGUAAGUGGUAGUGGUAGUGGGGUUGGGAUCGAUGGUAAGGUUACUACUCGGCCUGUGGUUGGUGGUACGGGGAGUCGCAUGCCACAAGCUUCUGCUGCUUCUUCGAAUAUGACGGCGACUUCGACUUGGACAAUAUCUGAGCGAACGAUAACUCAUACGCCGAGUGCCAAUUCGCUGAGGAAUAUACAUGUAGGGGGAGCGGGUAGGGGUAGGGGAGGGGGGACUGGAAUAGUGCAUGCGCGAGCGCAAACGCCAACGCAAAAUGCGGCGUUGACGGGGGCAGCGUUGGCCUUUUCGAAUGCGAGAUCGAAAUCAGAAUCGAAGGGGGCGCCGGUGCUGUUGGAUAAACAUGGGGAUAAGAAUGGGUUGCAGUCGAAGUCGAGUUUAGGGAAGGAUUUAUAUGUGAAUACGUACAGUGGGAAGGAUGGGGCUUUGGCGGCGGCUAUGAAGGUUGGGCCAGGAGGAGUAGUAGGGGGGAGAACGAGAAGUCCGUCGAAGGUUGAGAGGAUGGAUGAGAGGAUGGGGUAUGGGCAGCAGAUACUGGGGAGGGAAAAGACGGGGGGGAGUGAAACGACGGAUGGGGGGAGUAUUGGGGGGUCGGAAUAUCAAGGAGGACAGAGAGAUGCCCAGAAACGAGUACAGCAGAGAUCGAAUGGAUAUCUACAGGCUCAAAUUUCGAGUGCGAGUAGUACGCCGGAAUCGAGUGUGAAGAGUUCGGCGGCAUUUAUGGCGGCGAAUGUGGCGGCGAAGAGGAGUAGGGAUAAUAGUCCGAAUCAGACGGGACAGAGUCAGGGGAUGGGGGGAGGAGUGGGGAAACAGGCGAGUCCAUUACCAAGUAGGAGACAGAGUUAUGCGAGUUCGAUUGGGAAUACGAGUUCGGUUGAUAGUGGAGAGAGGCGGUUGGAUGUGUCGAAUAUUCCCCCUACGAGUUCGUUGGUGGGAAUGUGGGAGCAGACGGAUAGGGGGGUUAGGAAGGCAGGAGGGAAUGAGGUAGUGACCAGACAGGAGAGUCCGAGGAAAAGACCGGCUUCGAGCCAUGCGCCUAUACCUAUUUCGAGGCCGGCGAUGCUGACGAGACCCGUUUCGAGCCAUGCGCCCAAACCCGAGCUACUGAAGUCUAUUACGAAGCCUUUGGUACAACCUCGAUCUGCUUUAUCACAACCCCCUAUAUCUGAGAAAAUGAAGUCUACGUCAACGCCCCUGAUACAACCUCGAACCGUUUCUUCACAUACUCCUGGGUCUGAGGCUGUUAAGCCGUCUCCGAAACCUCCGGUACAAAAGCCUGUCAUACACAAUACUCGACCUGCUUCUUCUCAUGGCCCUUUGCCAAACCUUUCUACAAAGCCUUCAAUACAAACGCUCUCUCGGCCUGUCUCUGCGCAUGGCCCUCCGCCUACCAAGCCGUCAGCUAAGCCUCCCAUACAAUCUAUUCGACCUGCAUCUUCUCAUGCUCUGGAAUCUACCGAAUCACUCUUGAAGCCAUCAGUGCAAAAACCUUCGAUACCCCCUCCACGACGUACUGCUAAUGUUCCUGCGCCGGACAAACAAUCUACAACUCCUCCAAUGCAAGCUCCUCAGGCCCGUUCAAUGCAAACUCCUAUUUUGAACUUUACCGCCUCAAUCGACUCACCCCUAAAACCUCCCACCCAACAUCCGAGACGCGCUUCUACCAUUCAAAUUACUAAACCUUCCAAAUCCAUACCAGCCUCUAAGCCAUUCUACAACGAUGACGACAACGAUGCAUCCUCAGACGAUUCCUUCGUAUCCGCCUCCUCCCAACCCAAACCUCGAUCUCCCUCUUGGCGCGCAAAAGUAGCACAGCAAAACCGGCGCCAAUCCUCCUCCGUCUCCCCUAUGAACAUGAACGCCAAUUCUCUCGCCGAUGCCAUCGUGGCUGGUUCUCUCGCCUCAUCCCGUGCGUCCUCCCCUUCUAUACAUUCUGGGGGUCUUCGCCCUCCAGCCCCUCCCCCUACUCGUAGACAUAAAAAUAUCUUCCAUUCGGAUAAUUCUCGCACGCCUACACCUCCUCAAACUGGAGCUGGAAAUACCAUUGCAAUUCCAAUGUUGAAAACUACGAUGCGGAAACCUAAAACGGGAAAAGAACUCAGGGAAGAAGAAAAUGAGGGAGAGAAGAGAAGGGGGAAGAAACAUUUGGUCAAGAAACAUCCGAAUAAACAUCAUGAGGGAGAUCGGAAGAGGUGGAGAGAUGUGGUUACAGAGAGGGAGAGGAAGAGAUAUGAAGCUGUUUGGGCGAGUAAUAAGGGAUUGUUUCCUUAUACGGUCAAUGAGAGGGGAGAGAGUAUUGAGGUGGGCGGGGCGGCGGAUAGUGUGCCGGGGGUGGUGGUUAGGGAUAUUUGGGAGAGGAGUCGGUUGGGUGGUGAUGUGUUGGAGGAGGUUUGGGGGUUGGUUGAGAGGAGGGGAAUGGGGAUGAGGAUGGGGGUUGAGAAGGGGGGCAGGGGUGGGAGAUUGGGGAAAGAGGAAUUUGUGGUGGGGUUGUGGCUUAUAGAUCAGAGGUUGAAGGGGAGGAAGUUACCUGGUAGAGUGAGCGAAAGUGUUUGGAGGAGUGUAGGGGGUUUGGGGGGGAUCAAGGUUAAGGAUCGGGUGAAAUGA